AGUUGAGGGGUUUAUUUUUUUUUGUUUCCCCAGCGCUGGGUAGUUGGAUUGUUGCGUGCAGCACUGUCUGUUUUUAGUCCAGUUUCCAUAUAAGAAUGCCAAACUUGGGUGGUGGAAAUAAAUGUGGCGUCUGCCAGAAGACUGUUUACUUUGCUGAGGAGGUGCAGUGUGAUGGGAGGUACUUUCACAAGUCCUGUUUCCGGUGCAUGGCAUGUAAGAAGAAUCUCGACAGCACCACAUUAACUGUGCAUGCAGACGAAAUCUAUUGUAAAAGCUGCUAUGGAAAAAAGUAUGGACCCAAAGGCUAUGGUUACGGCCAGGGUGCCGGUACUCUGAGCAUGGACAGUGGAGCAAGUGUGGGAAUAAAACCUGUGCAAGCUGCGACUCACUGCCCCACCACUAAUGUCAAUGAAUCCAAAUUUGCUCAGAAGUUUGGUGGUUCAGAUAAGUGCCCUAGAUGUGGACAAUCCGUUUAUGCUGCUGAGAAAGUUAUUGGAGCUGGCAAGGCUUGGCACAAACAAUGCUUCCGCUGUGCAAAAUGUGGGAAGGGCCUGGAGUCUACAACAUUGGCUGACAAAGAUGGCGAAAUUUAUUGCAAAGGUUUUAUACCAAAAAUGGCCUAA
Molecule: messenger RNA, 623 nt
Organism: Chiloscyllium plagiosum (whitespotted bambooshark)
Lineage: Eukaryota; Metazoa; Chordata; Chondrichthyes; Orectolobiformes; Hemiscylliidae
Source: RefSeq, a predicted model, not a curated record